Molecule: messenger RNA, 1494 nt
Organism: Rosa chinensis
Lineage: Eukaryota; Viridiplantae; Streptophyta; Magnoliopsida; Rosales; Rosaceae
Exons: 2
Coding region: 563-1321 (252 amino acids)
Source: RefSeq, a predicted model, not a curated record
AAAAUUAUCUUUCAUGGUUUCAUAGCCAAUUUUUCUUCCUUCUCUUAUAGCUUUCAUCUUCUUAAAUUUUUGAUUUCGAUAUGGCCGUACAAGGUGAAGAUCAAAGUGUAGCUAGUUCGAGAUGGACAUCGGAACAAGACGUUUAAUUGUGCAAAUCUUGAAAAUUUGUUAGCCAAAAUCCAGUUUCGGGCAAAGAUCGAAAGAAACCCAAUCUAUGGGAGAACGUUCGGCAACACUAUGCCGCAAAUUGGAAUGGACAUGUCCGAUCAAGUUCUGCUUUUUUAGGGAGGUGGAAAAUUCUGAAGUUCAAACUCUUUGAGUGCCAUUGUGGAUUAAGCCAGGCUCGUAAUUGGAACAAGAGCAGUUCGAAUGCGGUUGAUGAGUUCAAUAAAGCACAAAAAUUAUGGCAUGAUGGGAUAAAGAAAACGGGGAAGUCAAAAAGGUUUGAUUUUUAGAGUUUAGAUUGCUACCAGGUAGUGAUGGGCUUUGCAUAAUUAAGGGACAACCCUAGCCAUACGGUCUCGACUGGAGGAAUCCAACAUUAGCAGGAGAAGGUCAACAGAUGCACACACAACCAUCUGUUGAUGAUACUCACAUCAAUAUGGACAAAGAUGCAGAUGAGGUAACUGCUGAUGUAACUCCAAAUCCUUCGAUGAGGCAUCAAAGAAGGAAGGCUAUGAAAGAAGCUAUUCGAAGAAAAGGAAAGACCAAGGAGAUUAUAGCUAUCAACCAAAAAGAACUGUCGGCCAAGGAAAAACGCGAUGAGGAAUUUGUUCAACAUCUGCAAGACCAACAACAACAACUAGAGUAUAUACGCUUGCAAAUGGAUAUGCAAAAUGAGGCAUUUAAAAUUCAAGAGAGGGAAGACCGAAUUAUGGAGAGGGAAGAGCGAAUUAUGGAGAUGGAUACAAGUAAAAUGACACCAACCAAAAAGAAAUAUUGGCAAAGAAAGCAAAAGAAGAUAGCAGAGAGAGAAGAUGAUGAUAGCGGUAGGUCAAACUUUCAAACACAUUUUCUUGGAUACCCACAACCACAUUUCACCGGUGGUUACCAUCCACAACCACCUUUUGCCGGUGCAUUCACACAAUCACCUUUAACCGGUAGACUCCAACAACCACAUUUCACCGGUGGUUACUAUCCACAGCCACAUUUCAUCGGUGCAUUCCCACAGCCACCUUUAACCGGUGGAUUCCCACCACCAACUUUAACCGGUGGUUACUAUCCGCAACCACCUUUCCUUCCUCAACCCCACCUUUCACAUUUCUCUACGGAUGAAUCCACCAACUUGAACCCAAAUGAUGACCAUUCGAGCACAAAUUGAAUUUCUAAUGACGAUGAUGAUUAAGAUAAUUAGGGAGUUAUGUAUUUCAAAUAAUUCUAUUGUUCUUAUUCCUAUGCCUGGCUUGGUAAUUUUGUAAUAUAAGUGUCAUGAAAUAAAUUUUUUAUUUGAAUAAGUCAUACUAUUUGGGUACAUUGAAAGGAAGAUGGUAGCAA